AUGGCUUACCGUCCACAAGGGAACGGCAAGGCCGAGCGAACGGUACAAACCCUGACACGAGCCCUGAAGAUACGUCAACCAGCAAGACUGGGACGACUAUGCAAGCGGCUGACGUUUGCGCUGAAUACGGCGCACGAUCGAGUGAGGGGAGAAACGUCGUUUUUCCUAGUCCAUGGAUGGGGCCCGCAGUCGACACUUGAAGCAGUUGUUUCGGUGGGAUCGACACGCUGCCGCGAUUGCGAUGCACGGAGAUGGAAGUACCACAUACAGGGACAAUACCGCAGAGCCAGGAAAACAGUAACGAGAAUCUGCGCGAGACGAUCAAGUCUAGGGCUGACCGACACAACGAAAACGUUAGACCUCGCCGGAUUGAGGAAGGCACACAGGUAUGGCUUUACCUGGAACGCGUAA
Molecule: messenger RNA, 411 nt
Organism: Phytophthora megakarya
Lineage: Eukaryota; Oomycota; Peronosporomycetes; Peronosporales; Peronosporaceae
Source: the annotation of a GenBank genome assembly